Molecule: messenger RNA, 968 nt
Organism: Rosa chinensis
Lineage: Eukaryota; Viridiplantae; Streptophyta; Magnoliopsida; Rosales; Rosaceae
Product: protein C2-DOMAIN ABA-RELATED 4
Exons: 3
Coding region: 236-733 (165 amino acids)
Source: RefSeq, a predicted model, not a curated record
CUUGAGAUUUAUUCGAUAUAAUGUUGCAACUAGGAUUAUAGAAAGACCGGUUCUUUUAUAUUGUUGGUUAAGGAAAGAGCUGGUUUCUUUUUGGUAUAAAUUGAAUGCUUUGGAUGUUAUUGGGCGUAAAACUUUUAAAGUUCAAUCUUUUCGUAGUACGACUUUAAACAGUGAUCAAUCUUUUCUCUCUACACAAAUAUCUCUUGUGAUCAACCCUCAGCCUCAUCGUGAUCGAAUGGAGCAUCUGUUGGGCCUUCUUAGAAUCCGUGUGCAGAGAGGAACAAACCUUGCUGUUAGAGAUGUCAGAAGCAGUGAUCCUUACGUUGUCAUCAAAAUGGGCAAGCAGAAAUUGAAGACUCGUGUGGUGAAGAAGAGCACCAAUCCCGAGUGGAACGAAGAUUUAACUCUUUCAAUUUCAGAUUCAAGUCUUCCAAUCCAUAUUGCUGUGUAUGACAAAGACACAUUUAGUCUUGAUGACAAGAUGGGGGAUGCUGAAUUCGAAAUCGGUCCAUUUCUUGAAGCCAUACGGAUGCGCUUGGAAGGCGUGGCAAAUGGAACGGUAGCUUCAAGAGUACAACCAAGCAGGGAAAACUGCCUUGCUGAAGAGAGCUCCAUCAUCUAUAGUGAUGGCCGUAUUAUCCAGAACAUGACUGUCAGACUCAGAAAUGUGGAGAGUGGGGAAGUGGAACUCCAGUUACAAUGGAUUGAUAUUCCUGGCUCUCGGGGUUUGUAGAUUAGAAAUGUGGAGAGUGGGGAAGUGGAACCCCAGUCACAAUAUGCAUUGAUAUUCCGGGCUCUCGGGUUCUGUAGAUUAUAUAUGUAUGUAUCCAUGUCAUUACCAGACUUAUUUAGUUAUUCCUAUGUUUAAGCAUUGUAGCAGAGAUAUGGAGAUUGGAAGAUUAUGCCUGAACUAAAUUGCUUUCGCGAGUGGUUAAAAAUGCUAAAUAGAUUUCUGUUUUCGCAAUAAA